Messenger RNA from Ixodes scapularis (black-legged tick), 3685 nucleotides. RefSeq names its product trifunctional purine biosynthetic protein adenosine-3 (gene Gart). Gene Ontology annotation, molecular function: phosphoribosylformylglycinamidine cyclo-ligase activity; phosphoribosylglycinamide formyltransferase activity; phosphoribosylamine-glycine ligase activity. Lineage: Eukaryota; Metazoa; Arthropoda; Arachnida; Ixodida; Ixodidae. Bases 520 to 3507 code for a protein of 995 amino acids. Gene Ontology annotation, cellular component: cytosol. The transcript has a single exon. Gene Ontology annotation, biological process: adenine biosynthetic process; 'de novo' IMP biosynthetic process. The record is from RefSeq and is a predicted model, not a curated record.
AAGACAACGCGUUGCUUCGACUUGCUUCCAACAAACGCAUGUGCGUCUAAUUUUUUUUAAUAUUAUUAUUUAUGUUUUUUUAGGGUAGAGCUUUGUUUCUCCAUUCGGUCAGGCAAAGCCUAGGUAAUCUAGUAACGUUGGGAAAGCCUAAUGCUCCAUUUGCAAAAACACGUAGACGGCGCGCUUCGCGCGAACCCGAAACAGAAACCAGAAAGCCUUCGGAGCGCACGCGCGCUUUUAGUUGCCCAACGUCCUUUCAGAUGGCGCCACCAUUUAAAAAGUUGUUUUUCCGGGGCGCUUCAAAGUGAACUCGCUGGGCCGCGGGGCAACUAUCGGCAGGCGGGUCGUCGCGCUAUCUUAUCUCGGAUGGUCCGAGCUUCUUCAAUUGCUGCCUUCCCACCAGACUUAUUCGCCGUCGUCAGACGCAGGACCUUGAAAAGCUUCCCAAGUUCGUACGUCCUCAGAAGUUCAUCGGCUUCCAUAUUUUUUUGCGGAGUUGCCAAUUAACAGGUGUCGAUCAUGUCCGACAAAGUUCUCGUCAUCGGCGGCGGUGGUCGUGAGCACGUCAUAGUAUGGAAGCUCUCGCUGUCUCCUCGCAUACACACAGUCUAUGUUGCUCCAGGAAACGCCGGUACCAGCACGGAAUCCAAGGCAGUCAAUAUCGAUCUCGACGUCAAGACAAACAAGGCCGUGGUGGACUGGUGCAUCAAGAACGGCAUCGCUCUCGUGAUCGUUGGGCCCGAAGAGUACCUGUGUCGGGGCCUAGCCGACGAUCUUGAAGCGGCCGGAGUGAGAUGCUUCGGUCCCAGCGCCAAGGCAGCCGAAAUCGAGGCAAGCAAGGCGUUCGCCAAGGACUUCAUGGCCAAGCAUGGCAUCCCGACAGCCCAGUACCAGAACUUCCAGAACGCCGAAAGCGCCAAGACGUACAUCACCAACGCCAACUUCCCGGCGCUUGUCGUAAAAGCCAGUGGUUUGGCAACUGGCAAGGGGGUCAUCGUGGCUGCUGAUAAGAGAGAAGCCAUUUCUGCGGUGGACACCAUCAUGAAGGACAAGAUGGUCGGUGCAGCAGGAGACACCGUGGUGGUCGAAGAGCUUCUUGAUGGAGAUGAAAUUUCGGUGCUUGUGUUUUCCGAUGGAGUCAACUAUUCCGUCAUGCCCCCCGCUCAAGACCACAAGAGACUCAAGGAUGGCGACCAGGGACCAAACACUGGAGGUAUGGGAGCCUAUUGUCCGUGCCCCUUGGUUUCGUCUCAGGUCAUGGAACAGAUCAGGACGGAUGUCAUUGAGAAGACCCUCACCGGUCUGCGAAGUGAAGGAAGGAAGUUUGUCGGAGUCCUCUUUGCUGGUUUGAUGCUGACCGAAAGGGGACCUAAGGUACUCGAGUUCAACUGCCGCUUUGGAGAUCCAGAGACAGAGUCUAUUCUUCCGCUUUUGGAGUCUGACCUGUACGAGACUCUGUUGGCCUGCACCGAAGGUAACCUUCCAAAGGCACUUCCAGUCUGGAAGAAGGACACCUAUGCUGUGGGAGUAGUCCUUGCAAGUGGUGGCUACCCACAGAGUUACCCCAAGGGCAAGGUCAUCACUGGGCUUGAAAAGGCAAGGGAGCACGGAGUGCAGAUCUUUCACGCUGGUACUGCAAAGAGCGGGAACGACAUUGUCACAUCCGGAGGACGAGUCAUGGUCUGUUUGGCCCAACACAGUGACCUUAGGACGGCCAAACAGUUGGCACAGCUUGGAGCCGAAAUAGUGAGGUUCGACGGAAAGUUCUUCAGACACGACAUUGCCUUCCGGGCCAUUGGCAGGGUGUCAAAGAAGGAUCCCUUGACGUAUUCCAUGUCUGGAGUCGACAUUGCAGCUGGAGAUCGCCUAGUGAAGAGCAUCACUGCAUUGACAGAUUCAACCAAGCGGCCUGGUACUAUGGGCUCGAUCGGUGGCUUUGGCGGACUGUUUGACCUCAAGGCGGCUGGUUACGAGGACCCCAUUCUGGUCUCUGGUACAGAUGGUGUUGGUACCAAGUUGAAGAUUGCCCAGAGUUUUCACUCUCACGACACCAUCGGCAUUGAUCUGGUGGCAAUGUGCGUCAACGACAUCUUGGCACAAGGGGCAGAGCCGCUUUUCUUUCUCGACUACUUUGCAUGCGGCAAGUUGGAUCCUGGUGUUGCCAAGCAAGUUAUUGCUGGGAUCACAGAGGGUUGCAGGCAAGCAAGGUGUUCUCUGAUUGGUGGAGAGACGGCAGAGAUGCCAGGAAUGUAUGCCAUUGGUGAUUACGAUCUGGCCGGAUUUUCUGUCGGUGCAGUUGAUAGGGACAAGGUGCUUCCACGCAGCGACAUCAAGGACGGGGACAUUGUCCUCGGCUUUCCGUCAUCUGGGAUUCACAGCAACGGUUACAGUCUGGUCCGUAAAGUCGUUGAACGUGCCGGGCUCCGUUACACAGACAGAGCUCCAUUCGAAGAAUCGAGGCAGCUUGGGGAAGUCCUUCUGAGCCCAACCAAAAUCUAUGUUCGGCUGCUACUCAAUGCAGUUAAGAAGGGCUACAUCAAGGCCCUCGCUCACAUCACUGGUGGUGGCCUCACCGAAAACAUCCCGAGAGUUCUUGCGCCCGGCUUCGGUGCCUUCCUGGACUGCAACACGUGGAACAUCCAGCCAGUUUUCAAAUGGCUCGCCAACGAAGGAAACGUCGGAGACGAGGAGAUGCUGAGGACAUUCAACUGCGGUCUCGGCAUGGUCGCCAUUGCGUCCCCCGAAAAUGCACAGGCCAUCAUCGACGAGUCUGAGGGCGAAGCCCGAAUCGUUGGACAGAUCCUGAACAUCGAAGAGGGGUCGCCCAAGGUGAAUGUUCGCAACUUCCAGGAAUCUCUUAACACUCGCGGCAGCAAGGUCGUGAAGCGCAAGUUCGCCGUCCUCAUUUCCGGUUCAGGCACCAACCUCCAGGCUUUGAUUGACCACAUCGCGAGGAUGGACGGUCGCAGCGCCGCGGAGAUCGUCCUGGUCAUCUCCAACAAGGAGGGAGUCCAAGGCCUUGUCCGUGCCCAGCAGGCUGGCAUCCCAACCAAGGUCAUCAGCCACAAGGGCUACAAGAACAGGGUGGAGUACGACAUGAAGAUGCACGAAGCCCUCGUUGCCGCGGGGGUAGAGUUCAUCUGCCUCGCAGGGUUCAUGCGGAUCAUCACCGAAGACUUCAUCAACAAAUGGUACGGAAAGAUCAUCAACAUCCACCCGGCGCUCUUGCCUUCCUUCAGGGGCCACGACGCCCACAGGCAGGCACUGGCCAUGGGGGUCAAGAUCACAGGAUGCACGGUUCACUAUGUUGCCCCCGAAGUGGAUGCCGGAGCCAUCAUCGCUCAGGGGGCCACAACGGUGGAAUUGGACGACACGGAAGAGACGCUGUCGGAACGCGUCAAGCUGGUUGAGCACCGGAUCUUUCCAGAAGCCAUGGAGAUGGUGGCUCAGGGGAAGGUGAUGCUGCGGCCCGACGGGAAGAUUGUCUUCAAGAGGGAUGCAUCCUGAAUUGGCUCUGCUACGACGUUUCUUUUUUGUUUAUUUACAGACGUAUCUAUCGACUGACAGAAAAGCGGCAAUACUUUUGUACUGCAUAUAAAUGAAUUUCAAUAGUGUUCAAAGUUGUGGGUCUUGACAAACAUAAGCUGAUUUACUCAAGUUUACAAUAAACUUUUCAUUAAAUGUA